UAGCUACCAAAAUUAUUUACUUGGUUGUCUCCUGGUUCUUUUACUUCGAUUACUUUUGAUCUUUCAAAAUUUUCAUAUAGUUAAAAAGUCGCGGGAGUGGUAUUCUACAUUUUGUAUCUAACAUAAGUACAGUUCUUGAAGUAACAAAACCCAAGUUUAUUCUUUUCAUCUACCGCACUCCUUUAAAACUGAGAGUAAAAUUGUGGUCUGUGACUCUAUGUCAUUACGCUUUUGCGUUUUAUUUAGAUAAAGGUCUUGCAGUCUGUGUUACAAGGGUACCAAUUUAUCUCAGUACUACAGUACAUACCUAAUCAAAAUGUACUUUGCUUUCUAGUGAACUUUUCAUUUUUAUAGCAAUCAGUUUUCUGUGCAAUGGUGUGUAAUUAUUCAUAUUAUGAAACAACACCAUCAAUGUAACAUUUUAAAUGAAUUUAUCUAUUUUAACCUCUUUGGGUAAGCAAUUUUAUCCAUCUCAAAUACUCUUGAAAACUUUUAUAUUUCUUAAUAUUUUAUUUUUAGUUUGCAGUGAAAUGGAGGCAUUCUGGUUCCCUACUGAAUCCCAUUUCAGAUCCACUCUCUCUUCCCAUAAAUUCCAUCUUAGCUCACUUCCUUCAAAUCCUCUGAGUCAUUUCAACCAGCCAAGAAUCAAACUCCCAGAAAGCAAGAGAUUACCAUCAAUAUCAUCAAGAAUCACAACGCCUUCACCAAGAAACCGCCUCAGUUACAAGCAUAAUCCAGCUUCCAAGAGUAAAAAAUUCUCGGAGAAAGAUGCAUUUCCCGGUCGCAUACCAAUCCAAAACCGAAACCCAAAAUUCAUAUAUAGAGAUAUUCAAAAUUUCGCCGACCAGAAUAAGCUUAAAGAAGCUCUUACCAUAUUGGAUUACUUAGAUCACUCCGGCGUUCCAGUAAAUUCCACCACAUUUUCUCAUCUCAUUGCCGCUUGUGUUCGGCUAAAGGCUCUCAAGGAAGGUAAAGUUGUGCAUGCCCAUGUAAGAAAUAAUGGGCUGCUAAAUAAUGAGUUCUUACAAACAAAACUUGUACAUAUGUAUUCAGCAUGUGGGUCAAUUGGAGAUGCAAAACUUGUGUUUGAUGAAAUGCCAGUUAAAAGUGUGUACCCGUGGAAUGCAUUACUCAGGGGCAAUGUCAUGUUGGGUGGACGUAAAUAUCGUGAAGUUUUGAGGACAUUUUCGGAAAUGAGGGAGUUAGGGGUGGAAUUGAAUGUGUACAGUUUCUCUUGCUUGAUCAAGAGUUUUGCAGGGGCAAGUGCGCUUCAUCAGGGUGUGAAAACUCAUGGAUUACUGAUAAAAAAUGGGUUGAUGAAUAGUAACAUGCUGAAGACAAGCUUGAUUGAUUUGUACUUCAAAUGUGGCAAGAUUAAGCUAGCUUUACGGGUCUUUGAGGAGGUGGAAGAGAGGGACGUGGUUGUUUGGGGAGCAAUGAUUGCAGGUUUUGCUCAUAAUCGGUUGCAUAGGGAAGCAUUGGAUUAUGUGAGGUUUAUGAGAAGCGAAGGUGUGGGAGUAAAUUCAGUUAUAUUAACUAGUAUUCUACCUAUCAUCGGAGAAAUAGGGUCUCGAAGACUUGGUCAGGAGAUUCACGCUUAUUCAAUCAAGACUAAAGGUUAUUCAAAACAGUUAUUUGUGAAGUCUGGUUUAAUCGAUAUGUAUUGCAAAUGUGGGGAUAUGAUCUCAGGAAGAAAAGUCUUCUAUUCGUCAAAAGAGAGGAAUGCUGUUUCUUGGACUGCAUUGAUCUCCGGUUAUGUAUCAAAUGGAAGACUUGAUCAGGCUUUGAGAUCUAUCAUUUGGAUGCAACAAGAAGGUUUCAGACCGGAUGUGGUCACAAUUGCCACUGUUCUUCCUGUUAUUGGAGAAUUAAGGGCAUUGAAACAAGGGAAGGAAAUUCAUGGGUUUGCUGUUAAGAAUGGAUUUUGGCUGGAUGUUACCAUUGCUACUUCACUAAUGAUGAUGUACUCAAAAACUGGCCUCUUACGCUAUUCUUAUAGACUAUUCAACAAUCUACAGAACAAAAAUGUGAUAUCAUGGACUGCAAUGAUUGACUCAUGCAUUCGAUGUGAAAGUAUGCAUGAAGCACUUCAAGUCUUUAGAUCGAUGCAGGGGUCCAAGCAUAUGCCGGAUUCUGUUACAACUGCCAGGAUGCUGAAGGUUUGUAGUGAAUUGGGGGCCUUAAAACUGGGGAAAGAGAUCCACGGACAGGUGUUAAAGAGAGAUUUUUACUCCAGUCCUUUUGUCUCCUCAGAACUUGUGAAAAUGUAUGGUUGCUGUGAAGCAAUUGAUAAGGCAAAACUGUCUUUUGAAGCGAUACCUGUCAAAGGAUCUAUGACUUGGACAGCCAUUAUUGUUGCAUAUAAACGAAAUGGUCAGUAUCAGGAAGCCAUAGAUCUAUUUAAGCAGAUGAUCUCAAGGGGAUUUUCUCCAAAUCAGUAUACUUUUCAAGUUAUAUUAUGCAUAUGUGAGAAAGCUGGAUUCGCGGAUGACGCUUGCAAGUUUUUUGCUUUAAUGACUCAGAAAUACAAGAUUCAGGCUUCUGAAGAAAAUUACUGUAGUAUUAUACGCCUUCUUAGUAGCACGGGUUGUGUGAAAGCAGCUGAAAAAUAUACGAAAUUGAAAGCAUCUUUGUCACCAUAA
This is a messenger RNA of Oldenlandia corymbosa var. corymbosa, 2642 nucleotides long. The record is from the annotation of a GenBank genome assembly. NCBI's taxonomy places the organism in Eukaryota, Viridiplantae, Streptophyta, Magnoliopsida, Gentianales, Rubiaceae.